Messenger RNA from Pseudoliparis swirei, 5952 nucleotides. It is a transcript of the gene drp2, whose product is annotated as dystrophin related protein 2. NCBI's taxonomy places the organism in Eukaryota, Metazoa, Chordata, Actinopteri, Perciformes, Liparidae. Gene Ontology annotation, molecular function: protein binding; zinc ion binding. The coding region runs from base 67 to 2670 and encodes 867 amino acids. The transcript is spliced from 23 exons. Gene Ontology annotation, biological process: synaptic signaling. Gene Ontology annotation, cellular component: plasma membrane. The record is from RefSeq and is a predicted model, not a curated record.
GAGGGCCUGGAGGAGGGGGCCGAGUGCAGGAGCCUGAGAGGUGGCGGCCCGCACCAAACAGGAGAAAUGAACCUCUGCUGGAACGAGAUCAAACGCAAGUCCCACAACAUCCGGGUGCGGCUGGAGGCCUUCUCCGACAACAGUGGGAAGCUGCAGCUCUCUCUGCAAGAGAUCAUAGAAUGGCUGACAGUCAAGGACGAAGAGUUGUCGGAGCAGCUGCCCAUAGGAGGCGACGUGGGGGCCGUCCAGCACCAGAGGGAGUUCCACCAGGUAUUCAUGGAGGAUGUCAAGUCUCGCGGGCCGUUCAUCUACUCAGUCUUGGAAUCUGCCCAGGUCUUUCUGGCUCAGCAUCCCUUCCAGGAGCCAGAGGAGACCCUGACCGAUGGAAAAGAGGCUUCUCCACGCCGGCGAAUCUUAAAUGUGAGCCGCUCGGUGUGGAAGCAGGCAAACGUGGCCAGUGACCUGUGGGAGAAGUUGACUGCACGCUGUCUGGAUCGCCAUAGACACAUGGAGAGGACUUUAGAGCGUCUUCUCCAGGUCCAGGCAGCGAUGGAGGAGCUGGCGGUGGCCCUGGAGCAAGCAGAAGGGGUGAGAGACGCCUGGGAACCCGUCGGAGAUCUCUUCAUCGACUCUCUGCAGGAUCACAUCGACGCCACCAAGUUAUUUAAAGAGGAGCUAACUCAAGUGAAGGAGGGCAUGAAGCACGUCAAUGAUCUGGCCCACCAACUGGCUAUCUCCGAUGUCCAUUUGUCGAUGGAGAACGCCCGCGCCCUGGAGCAUCUCAACAGCAGAUGGAAAGUGCUUCAGGCUUCCAUAGAGGAGCGGCUGAAGCAGCUUCAGGAUGCACAUAGAGACUUUGGCCCCGGAUCGCAGCACUUCCUUUCCAGCUCGGUGCAGAUACCGUGGGAACGUUCCAUUUCCCCAAACAAAGUGCCCUACUACAUCAACCACCAGGCUCAGACAACGUGCUGGGACCAUCCAAAGAUGACAGAACUGUACCAAGCACUGGCGGAUCUGAACAACAUCAAGUUCUCCGCAUACAGAACAGCCAUGAAGCUGCGGCGAGUGCAGAAGGCUCUGAGAUUGGAUUUAGUGGCACUGAGCAGCCUCGUGGAGGUGUUUCGGGAGCAGGAGCUGCAGCAGGGGGAGCAUGUGAUGGACGUGGUGGAGAUGAUCCACGGCCUGACAGCUUUGUACGAGAGGCAGGAGGAGGAGCGGUCCAUCCUCGUCAACAUUCCACUUUGCGUCGACAUGUGUCUUAACUGGUUGCUUAACGUCUACGACAGUGCUCGUAAUGGCAAAGUGCGCGUUCUCAGUUUCAAGAUGGGAUUGGUAAGCUUGUGCAAUGCAGACAUCCAAGAGAAGUUCAAAUAUUUAUUCCGUCAAGUGUCUGGUUCUGGAGGUUUGACAGACCAGCGUCACCUCAGCCUGCUGCUCCAUGAAGCCAUCCAGAUCCCCCGACAGCUGGGGGAAGUCGCUGCUUUCGGGGGCAGCAACGUGGAGCCCAGCGUCCGUAGCUGUUUCCGCGUGGCCCCAGGGAAACCUGCUAUUGAGGUGUCUCACUUCCUGGAAUGGAUGAGCCUGGAGCCCCAGUCGAUGGUGUGGCUGCCUGUCCUCCACCGUGUGGCUGCGGCAGAGUCGACCAAGCACCAGGCCAAAUGCUAUGUCUGCAAACAGUGUCCCAUCAAGGGCUUCAGGUAUCGCAGUUUGAAGCAGUUCAAUGUGGACAUCUGCCAGACAUGUUUUCUAACCGGCCGCACGACCAAGGGAAAGAAGCUUCACUACCCCAUCAUGGAGUACUACACCCCAACAACCUCGGGAGAGAAGAUGAGGGACUUUGCCAAGACUCUGAAGAAUAAGUUCAGGUCAAAGCAGUACUUCACCAAGCACCCGCAGAGAGGAUACCUGCCGGUGCAAUCUGUACUGGAAGCCGAGAGCUCGGAGACGCCGUGCUCCUCCCCCAAGCUGCCUCACGCAGACACACACAGCAGGAUUGAGCAUUAUGCCAGCAGAUUGGCUGAAAUGGAGAGCCAGAAUUGUUCGUUCUUCACAGAUAGCCUGUCUCCUGAUGAAAGUCUCCCAGCCCUGGACCACGACUCUCCCUGCGGACAGCACAUGCUGCUGGCCCACCUGGAGCACCAGGACAAAGAGCAGCUCCAAUGCACCCUGGCCCGCCUGGAGAACGAGAACAGGGUGCUGCAGAGCGAGUACAGAAGGCUCAAGUGGAAGCACGAAGAGACGGCGGCGGUCCCCAUGCUGACUGAGGCUGGAGAGGACGGGACAGGUUCACCCUCGGAGGGGGGGCAGCAGGAUGAGGAGCUCCUGGCCGAGGCACGCGUCCUCCGGCAACACAAGACGCGUCUGGAGACCCGCAUGCAGAUCCUGGAGGACCACAACAAACAGCUGGAGUCCCAGCUUUGCAGGCUGAGGGAGCUACUGCUACAGCCCAAAGAUGACUCGGAAGCCAACGGAUCAGAGCCGUCCACCCUGUCUUCUCCUGUCUCUGGCGGGGGUCAUCACGGGGAGCCGGCCAGCAGAGAGACCACUGACACUGAAGCAGCAGGAGAUGAUAUGGAGCACGAACAAGACACGGUGCUGCAGCUCCAGGAAGUCAUCGAGCAGCUGAGGAACGUCUUCCCUUCAGAACCGGGCACCACCUCACACAUCUAACCCCGAGUGGGCCUGGAAUGGAAGGAAGCCUGAUGGCGGCGGGAGGAGCUCCAUACGGCUGAGGUCGGGCCACAGUCCAGCCGGCCCUGUGACCACUGCAGCAGCUAUGCUACCCAGAGCUAACCCUCUCCUGGAAUCUGUGCACUAAAAGCCUUUUCAUGCAAACUGCUAAAGGCUCACACUGAUGUCCGUUUGGCCCGGCUGUGCUUCAUCACUUCAGUGGCGCAGCCUGACACCAUGCUGAUGAGCCAAAGGAAACUAACAUGAGCAGCAGGUCAGAGAGAGACGUAAAGGAACAUGCCCGGCCAAGACACUGUGCUUACCAGUACCUGUGUAGUUGUUAGAAGGUGUGAAGCUUUAUAUGUCCACAGCACAAAUUGGACCUUCCACAAGGAGAACUUUUUCAAAACUGGAGAAAAAAAGGAAUACGAAGAUUUUCCCGUUGUUUUGUCAGAAUGCCUGUAUUGUCAGUGUUUGUUUUUUUCUCUCCUUGAAUGUCUUAUCAUGGUUGUUAUUUUUGUUUUUUGAAGGAAGGUAACACGCCAAAGCUUGUUCGAGUGAACUAGAUCAGAUCUGGGCUGGGCUGACUGCAAUUCAUGAGGUUGCGUGGUGUCGAUUGUCAGGGAAUUGAAAGCACCCACAACAAGCGUAUUUACUUUUUGAGAAAGACACAUCACCAGUUAAAUCCAUGAUUUAUUUCAGACAGCCAAAGUGCCCGCUAGCACAGCGCCUGUGUAUGCACACAGUGUGUUCCUCUAAUCCUCUCAAACGGCUUCUCGCUCUCAUUGCUCCCUUCUCUUAAGUGAGCCCCUUACGCCCAGACAGAGCCACUGGCACUCACCAUACACACACACACUCACGUAUGCUGCGACACCCAUUCUCCAGAGUUAAAAUGCACGCAUUCACCACUGUGCGCAAAUGACUCCCUGCAUGACCGAGGACAUGUGCCUUGCUGCAUCACUCAAAAUGUAGAAAGACACUUCCAUGAAAAUGGAAAUCCAUUUCAUCUUUUUGACUCGAGGGAUUUAGGCAGGCUCUCCGUUUAGUGGCAUUUUGUAAUGUGGCUGAAACUGGCUUUUGUUGAGGAAAUGUCUGCCGAUAAAUAUCAGCAUGCGGGCGUCGACUCCGGGGUCUUCUCCUGCUGUGUGUGGAGAAAGAGAAGGAAGAAGCUCCAGGCUGCAAGGCUGAAGCUUGCUUUCUCUCUCCGCCAGGCCAAUUCCCAGACGCCACAGGGGGUAACAAGAUGCACCCCCAUAACAAGGUCCUACACAGACAUCAUCCAUAAAACCCUCUUCUCCACGUACAUUUGAAUAAAACACGGGCUAUUGAUUCUUCAUGCCUAAUUUUCCUUUUCCUUCGCUAAUGCAUUCGCAAUUGCUUUAUGUCCAAAAAGGCGAGUGGUGGAAAUAUCACUGCCCACGUUGUAUCAGGCUUGUAGGGUUCUGUUUCAGACAUAGCAAAGUCAUUGAAUGCCUUAAAAUCACAUCCAUUUGAAAACCAGAGUUCGUCUCUGGACUUCUUUUCUUCAUUGUGUUUUUACAUUCAGGGAAGGAGAUUGCAUCAGGAGUGUGUGUUUGUGUGACACUGGUACUAACUGGAACCGCAAUGAGAACAAUGGACAAUAGAGAGCAGAGCAGCCAUACGUUGAAAUUCAAAUAGGGCUUUUAUGAGUGAACCCGUGAUGCUGGGGGUGCUUGGAAGGACUCGAGAUCUGAGAAACGAGAGACAAAAGGUGGACAGAAAAAACAAUCCAUCUAUUGCUUGAGGGCUGGUGGGAGGGAUCCACUGUGAUGGUCCUGCCACAGCAACAUCUCCAGAAGCUGGAUGCCUGUUCCAAGGAUACGCUGUGGCUCUGUGUGUUUCUCAGCAAAUCAUAUCGCCUCAUUCUCACAGACAACAGAGAUAACAGGAAUUCAUCUCAGACCUUAAAUGACACUCUGACCUCACUCACAAGUUUUAAACCCAUAAGCUGCAUUCAUUACAGGCUUGCCCUCCAAGCACCCAGCGCUCACAUUUUACACACCAUCCUCCUCAGCACUUGCUCCCUGUUAGUUUUGUUGCUAGGGAACUGUCCACCAGGACGUGGUUCCGCAGGUUUGUGCGUUGGAAAGGUGAUGUUCCACUCAUAAUACAAAUACUAAUAGCCUUAAGGGAAGCACGAGAGAGUGCACGCCUCCUCAUCUUCUCUUUUCUCUUAUUCACUUCCACUGAAGCCUGUUGCCGUUCAGCUCCUGAAGAUGGUCAUUAGCAUCAAUUGAAUCCAUCUCCAGCAUCACUGAAGAUUGUUUUCUGGUGGAACUCUCAGAAGUCAGAACAAAGAGGAGCAACUCGGCUCGUGGGUGAGCAAAAAGAAAGUCAUGACAAACGAUGUUUAUUCAUAAGACGUUCGUUUAUUGGUAUUCACACAACUCAUUACACAUUGAUGAUCACUUUUAACUCCAUACUUUGUGUGCGGAUAAACAGAAUGAUGUAACAGUGACAGUGUGACAAGAAAAGCAGAGCAACUCUCCAUAGGGCUGCCUGUCAACACGGGUCCUGUUUAUUUAGAGGCAAUAUAGAAGAUGCAGGUUGAGAUGAAUACACCAUGUGGUGAAAUGACCCACAGUUUGUCUCCACGUUUUCACUGCGCCGCUCUUUGACACCAGCGUCGAAAGUGACUUUGAUGGUCAACCCGCUGCAAUAGAGUCAUCGCUCUGUCACUGUGGUCAUCUGAUCCAUGCACUCAUUUCUAUCCUGGUAGUGGCUCCCUAUAUUCCCUGCACCCGUUGAAACAGACCCUGCUCCCUGUGGAGUGACUGAAGCUGUGUGAUUGAAGAAAAAAAAGUCUCUCCCCAGAAGACACUGCUCUCCUUUUCCAGACUUCUGCUCCUGCAUGUAGCCACCACGCAGCGCUCAUGACUCCCCUUCCUUUGUUUCACAUGUCUGCUAUCAUGCAUCGAAGCUUAUGUGUCACCUCUCACAUGACGAUAAAUCAUCUAACCUCAAACAAGGUGUUGAUAACACUAAAACAUGUAUACACACACUCAUACAUUAAUGGGGAACUGUUUUUUGUGUUAGAAUCACCAUUAAUAUACCUCAUUAAUCAUUAAAAUGGUUAUUGUUUUCAUGGUUUGGGUUUUCUGUUAAUGUCCAGCGCUCAAACACUUGUUGCUGUCUUUUCUCUGGAGUUUUUAAUCUGUAUAAAAAGUUUUCUGAAGAAAGGCUUUUUACUGUAAUAACAAGUGGGUUACUAGCUGCUUUUUACUCUUUGUGUACAUAAAUAAAAACUUUGUAUUUGAUAAA